AUGUCGUGGAUGUCGGUCCAGUUCGGGUUCCUGGCCUACCUGGUGUGGUGGGAGUACGACUGGGACAUCAUGGAGCCCGUCACCUACUUUGUCGCCACUGGGACCUCCAUCGUCCUCUUCAGCUACUUCCUGCUCACCAGACAGGAGUAUUCAGAGGGAGGAGGUCAUGAGAGAUACUACCUCAACUACUUCCAUCGCAGAGCAAAGAGACAGGGAUUCGACGUUCAUAGGUACAACCAGCUGAAGGAAGCCAUUGGAAAUCUCCGACAGAGGAUGGACAGACUCCACGAUCCUCUACAGCUCAAUCUCCCUUCUCCAUCACCCUCUACCAAUCUCACAGCAGGCAGCAAUUAAUAGACUUUUUGCCUAAAAUGCAUGUUUGACUGUCUAUUAUUGGCAACCACUAUAAUUAUAGCACUAUUUGACAUGGCCCAAUUCUCGAGUAGGUGUAGCACUGGUUUUAAUGUUUCUAACGUGUAAUGAUGCUAAUUCGAUCAACAUGUAAUUGAUGACGUAAUCUCUAAAGGUGUCAUCUUCCGUGCAGUGUAUAGAUUAUUUGAUCCAUUGAUCUG
This is a messenger RNA of Geodia barretti, 572 nucleotides long. Lineage: Eukaryota; Metazoa; Porifera; Demospongiae; Tetractinellida; Geodiidae. The record is from the annotation of a GenBank genome assembly.